CUGGCGCUCCUUCCUUGCUAAGCCAUUUCGCAGCGCCUACUCUGGGAUUCGCAACAGUCAGGCAACACCUCAGCAGCUCUUAGACUUUGCUGAGUCGUUGGAAGAGUUCACCCUACCACAUUUGCGACAACCUACAUUCUUAUCAAAGGUCUUGCUUGCACAGUCUUUACCCCUCACACUUGGUUGCAGAGGCCUCCCUAAUAUGACAACAUGGAUAAGACCAGAAUUGGCUACGUGGAUUGCAGGGGCCAACCCGGGAAAUUCUCCCAGGAACCAGUCGGUACCCCUAAGCGCAUCAAGCCUGCAUUCGAUAUACGGUUUUUCAAGGACGUGUACUAUCUGGAUGGAGAACUUGCCGGUGCUAUACCAACCUCAAUCGAGCUCAAUAUCAUUGAUCAGCGGACUUUGGUGGUCUGCGGCACAAUGGAGCGCGCAUACCCUAAUGACUCUCGAGUUCCCCCGUCGGAACUAGCAACGCUUGAAAAGGUUAUGGACGCUGUGCUGCAGCACAUAUCAUUAGAUGCAAUAAAAAAGGACCGCGAAAAUCCACAAGACGAGACGACUGGAAUCGGAGACGAUACUCCUUCCAGUGAAGAUGCUCAGGUGUCCUCGGACGGACAAAGCGGUACAGAUCUCGAAGUAAUGUCGAAACCAGCUUUUCCGCGAGAGAAAAGUCGCCAGGGCGAGGGGAGUCGACAGAAACCGCGUGUCUACACAAUCCCGCAACUUCGAGGACAAGACAAAGGCAAGGGCCCAGCCAAAGGGAUUCUGCGGAAGCCAGGAAGUAAAAACGACGAGCCUGAGAGUGACGAUGAUCUGCAGAGUCAAACAGACUUCGAUGAGCGGAGAAACUCCUACGAUUACUCUGGUGAACACCCGGAUCCCUCAAAGACCUGGGUCUGGCUGUUGGCCGAGCGAAAGGUCGGCCGGUUCUUUCGCUCCUUUCGCUUUAAGAGACCGAUCAACUGGAAUGCCGCGCAAGGCCUCUUUAUGGGUGGUCUUCUUCUGCUGAAGCUUCCGGCAAUUGUGGUGCCGAAGAGACGCGUUCGUUUCGAGCGGGUUUGUGAUUAGGAUAAUACUAUUUCGUGCUAUGUUGUAAACGGGCUAUGGAGCUACGGAUUCAGGGUUGUCUUCGACAUUCUUCUUCAAUGGAUAUAUUCUUCAGAGAGUAGAUAGACAGCCAUCAAAUAACAAAGUAUACUGAUUCCAUUUG
Molecule: messenger RNA, 1213 nt
Organism: Aspergillus costaricaensis CBS 115574
Lineage: Eukaryota; Fungi; Ascomycota; Eurotiomycetes; Eurotiales; Aspergillaceae
Exons: 1
Coding region: 211-1071 (286 amino acids)
Source: RefSeq, a predicted model, not a curated record